AUGAAGAAGGUCCAGUCGGCGCAUCGCGAGAAAAUGUCGGAGAAGAAAGAGGCGGACCGUGGCUUGUUCCUGAUCCUGACAGGCGAUGGUAAGGGCAAGUCGAGCUCUGCUUUUGGAUCAAUCAUCCGUGCGCUCGGAUGGGGGCAUAGCGUCGGGGUUGUGCAAUAUGUGAAGGGCAAUUGGAAAACGGGAGAACGCCAGUUUUUUCAGAAAUAUCCUGACCUCGUCACCUGGCACACAAUGGGUCAGGGCUUUACCUGGGAUACCCAGGACAGGGAAAAAGACAUUGAAGCGGCACGGGCGGCCUGGGGUGUAUCCGCGAAAAUGUUGGCGUCCGGCGAGUAUGACCUGGUGGUUCUCGAUGAGCUGAACAUUGUCCUGCGAUACGACUACCUGCCGGUAGACGAAGUCCUCGCGGGUCUCAUGAACCGCCAUCCGCGCACAAGCGUUAUGGUGACCGGACGGGAUGCCAAAGAAGAGCUUCGCGUUGAAGCCGAUCUCAUUACGGAGAUGACACCGAUUAAGCACCCAUUCGAAUCUGGGAUUAAAGCAAAGCGGGGCAUCGACUACUAA
Effrenium voratum is the source of this 573-nucleotide messenger RNA. The record is from the annotation of a GenBank genome assembly. Lineage: Eukaryota; Dinophyceae; Suessiales; Symbiodiniaceae.